UAAAUUUAAAGAAACGAUUUAAAUGAGAGAGAAAGGGAGUACAAAAACUACAAAUAUCAACUUUUUUUUCCUGUCCAAUACAGUAUUUCAUUUUUAACUGCACUCUCAAAUCUCCCUUCUUCUCGAGAUUGCCAAAUGCCAAUGCUUUGACUUCUCUCGCUUCAUCUACACACAAACGCGCGCGAUCCACAUCCUCGCUCCGGUCUCCCAAGCCGUAUACACGAAAUGGCGUCGGAAGCUGCAGAAUCAAACCACAACUCAUCUGCCGCAGACGAGCAGCACGAGGAAUCGUCGCCUCGCGAACCAUCGCCGCCGCCUUCUCCCCGUCUUCCGGCUCAUGAAACAGAGAAGCCAACUUAUGUCAAGUUUCUUCUGUCAAACCCUGAAGCUGGUUCUAUUAUUGGAAAAGGUGGCACUACAAUUAAUGAUUUCCAAUCACGCUCAGGGGCUAGAAUUCAGUUAUCGCGCAAUCAUGAAUUUUUCCCUGGUACCUCUGAUCGGAUUGUCAUGAUAUCUGGAAUGGUUGAUGAGAUACUCAAGGCACUUGACCUUAUUCUUUCUAAAUUACUCGAUGAGUAUAUUGUUGAUGAUGGCAGUGAAGCUGAACCACGUUCAAAAUUCAGAGUGGUUGUGCCCAAUGGUUCUUGUGGUGGAAUAAUAGGGAAAGGAGGAUCCAUCAUUAAGACAUUCAUUGAAGACUCUGGAGCUGGCAUAAAGAUUUCUCCUCAAGACAACAGUUUGCCUGGGUUCCAUGAUAGGUUAGUGACUGUUACCGGCACUCUAAAUGAACAACUCAGAGCUACUGAAUUGAUUCUACAUAAGUUGGCGGAAGACACUUCAUAUAUGCAGGCCAUGGAUGCCCCCUUUUCAUAUUCAGCAGUUUAUAUGGGAAUGAACUAUGUGCCAAAUGGAGUUGGAGGGAGAUUUCAGAAUAAUAGAUAUCAUCAAAGCAAGAACUUUGGCCAGUUGCAGGAGGAUAUGAGCGACUCUGUGACUAUCGGUGUUGCAGAUGAGCAUAUCGGAUUGGUGCUGGGACGGAAUGGAAGGAACGUUAUGGAGAUAAGUCAGCUUAGUGGAGCGAGAAUAAAGGUCUCCGACAGGGGCGAUUUCAUAUCUGGGACUUCUGAUAGGAAGGUGACUAUCACCGGGUCCCAAAGAGCAAUUCGUACAGCCGAGUCUAUGAUCUCUCGGAAAAUAGCUUCCGUCAUUCAGAGGUAAUGGAAGCUUUCAAUUCAUACCAUAGCUCCUUCCUAAUGGUCACUUUUGUUACUUGAGGCGAGCCGUAAACAGCUCUGAUCUGAAGCAAGGAGAGCCGGGGGGUUUUUUUUUUUGUUGUUGGAAAGAAAAGCAUUAUGUUAUUUCUGGGAAUUCUUUUAGGAACAAAGCUUUCAGGCAUAUGUCUAAUUUAAUCGACAAGAUAUUGAUAGUGGGUGAGUGGUACAUCUGAUAGUAGCUACUGAGAUUACUUCCAGAUUAUAAACAAAUAAUAACAAUUAUCUUUU
Molecule: messenger RNA, 1502 nt
Organism: Cuscuta campestris
Lineage: Eukaryota; Viridiplantae; Streptophyta; Magnoliopsida; Solanales; Convolvulaceae
Source: the annotation of a GenBank genome assembly